This is a messenger RNA of Aspergillus niger, 141 nucleotides long. RefSeq lists its product as hypothetical. The transcript is spliced from 3 exons. Lineage: Eukaryota; Fungi; Ascomycota; Eurotiomycetes; Eurotiales; Aspergillaceae. The record is from RefSeq and is a predicted model, not a curated record. The coding region runs from base 1 to 141 and encodes 46 amino acids.
AUGCACCCAGCCCAGUUCGUUAUGCAAUUGAACCACGCCCCAAGCACUACAGAAGAGGCAAUCGGUUUCCAUACAGUAUCUACUACUCUACUUACUGUAAUGGCUGCAUCUCACAGCCCAACAAGUAGAGAGUCAAGUUGA